Messenger RNA from Anopheles aquasalis, 1407 nucleotides. RefSeq lists its product as uncharacterized. The record is from RefSeq and is a predicted model, not a curated record. Lineage: Eukaryota; Metazoa; Arthropoda; Insecta; Diptera; Culicidae.
CUCAAGAGAAGAUCUAGGCUCCUCUAAACUAAGCGAUAAUCUUCUUCGGGAAGGAUGAAAACCCGAAGGGAAACAUUACUAAUUAUCACCUUGAUAAUUCAAUUGUUGAUAUCUGUCGUUACGACAAAAGCCAUCAUCGACCAGAAAGCAGAAGAAUCGCAAAACGCCAACAUUCCUGAUGUUGCUAAGAAGCGAUUCGGGUACGAAUAUCCUGCGCCCUCCCCCGAUACACAUAUUGGAUUGAAUCUUCAAUACGAGGAUGCAACCGUACUUCCUUUGCUUCAUAAUGAAGCAAUAACUCAUCAAAGUCAUGAUAAUUAUCACCACUUGGGAAAUAUUGACGAAAUACACCAUGAUUUGGGAUACUGGAAAAAAAAACUGAUCUGGAAGGAAGGAUGGAAGAAAAUCUGGAAACAGGGUCACAAGCAAAUUUGGAAGUCUGAUUGGAAAAAGACCUGGAAGCCUUUUGUGGUAUCUACUGAAAUACCAAUUUGGAAGGAUAUUCAAAUUCCGGCGUGGAAACAGAUCUGGAAACCAAUUUGGAAGGAAAUUCAGGUACCCGCUUGGAAAGAAGUGCAGGUAUCACAUUGGAAAAAAAUUUGGAAACCUAUCUGGGUGCCUCAUAAAGUUCCAGCAUGGAAGGAAGUACAGGUGCCAGCGUGGAAACAGCUUUGGAAACCUGUUUGGAAAGAAAUCCAAGUUCCUGAUUGGAAAGAAGUGCAAGUUCCAGUUUGGAAACAAUACUGGUAUCCCGACUGGAUAAAGGUUGGCAUCCCUGGAGAAAAAUUUUUAGGCAAAGAUCACGAAGGAUGGGAAUACACAAGUCAUGAUCUGUGGAAAAAGAAGUUGGUGUGGAAAUCAGACUGGAAAAAAACAUGGAAAACCGAAAAUAAGCAAAUUUGGAGGACAGAUAAAAAACUAGAAUGGAAAACGGCUUGGAAACAAAUUUGGCACUUGACCAAAAAACAAAUUUGGAUAGAUGAUAAAAAGCUAGCAUGGAAAGAAGCUUGGAAAGAAGAAUGGAAAACAGAAAAAAAGCAAACGUGGGUGCCCGAAAAAAAGCUGGAAUGGAAGGCUGCUUGGUUGCAGAUUUGGAAGCCUAGUAAGAAGCUUAUAUGGGUACCAGAUAAAAAAAUAGAAUGGAAAGAAGCUUGGAAACAAAUUUGGAUUCCUGGCGUCAAAGAGAUUUGGUUGCCGUCUUGGAAGAAAAUUUGGAAACCAGUGUGGAUAUCAGAGUGGUUUCCAUCACCAGAUCACCAUGAUCUACUGCAACAAGAUCACGACUGGGACCGUAAGGAUGAUGCGAAUAAAGGAAAAGCAGUUUUCGAAGAAACCACAUCCAGGAAAAAUCUCAGCAAUCCACGAAUACUAUAGAAAUCAUAACACGAAUAAUACCAUAACAAACUU